Scleropages formosus (Asian bonytongue) is the source of this 2777-nucleotide messenger RNA. RefSeq names its product F-box and leucine-rich repeat protein 3, like (gene fbxl3l). NCBI's taxonomy places the organism in Eukaryota, Metazoa, Chordata, Actinopteri, Osteoglossiformes, Osteoglossidae. The record is from RefSeq and is a predicted model, not a curated record. Gene Ontology annotation, molecular function: protein binding. The transcript has 5 exons. The coding region runs from base 343 to 1731 and encodes 462 amino acids. Gene Ontology annotation, cellular component: mitochondrion.
UGCUUGUCAAUCAUAUAUAUUUAUAAUUUUUUUUAAACCAAAGCUUUGUCGUUCAUGAUUCACAUAUCCAGUGGAAUCGAUUUUACAGCAGCAGGAGGGUUUCAGAAAAAGUAAUUUGACAAGAUUAAUGCAAUUUCUCUAAAAAACCAUUCAACGGGUAUUAUACCAGGUACGAUUUAUUUGAAUGUUAUGUUUUUAUUUACAGUAUGUAUCAUGUGCUGUUAAUUAAUGAGAGUUUUUAAAGGAUGAAAUGAUACCCUUUCGUGAACGUUAAGGUGUUGCAAUUUUAUUAACUGAAACAACCAAAAAAGAGGUUAAACGUGGAAGAGGAGAACGCGUCACAUGGCUGCAGGCACCACGGUUCAUCAUUACUGUAUGAAUUACAGCUGCUCGGCACCAAGCCUUGGUCCAAGGAUGAAGCGAGGCAGAUUUAACAUCCAACUGAACAACCCAUCCCUUUCCACCCCCGAGAGGGCAGUAAAGAGACGCAGGAGCGGAGCUUCAGGUUUCCACUGGCACGAGCCCCACCUACCAGACAGUGUGGAGGACUGGGGGAACCUACCUCACCACGUGGUCCUGCAGAUCUUCCAGUAUCUGUCACUGGUUGACCGCGCCCGGGCUUCCUCUGUGUGCCGCCGCUGGAAUGAUGUCUUUCACAUCCCCGACCUGUGGAGACGAUUCGAGUUUGAACUCAACCAGCCGGCCACUUCCUACCUGAAAUCCACGCACCCAGAUCUCAUUCAGCAGAUCAUAAAGAGGCACGCACAGCACCUGCAGUAUGUCAGCUUUAAGGUUGACAGCUGCACAGAAUCUGCUGAAGCAGCAUGCGACAUCUUGUCCCAGUUGGUGAACUGUACAAUUAAGACGCUGGGUCUCAUCUCCACAGCAAGGCCCAGCUUCAUGAAUGUGUCCCAGUCACACUUUGUGUCGGCUCUGACGGUGGUGUUCGUGAAUUCCAAGUCGCUGUCAUCCAUAAAGAUUGAUGACACACCUGUGGAUGACCCAUCCCUGAAGGUACUGGUGGCGAACAACAGCGAUACUCUCAAGCUUCUGAAGAUGAGCAGCUGUCCUCAUGUGUCACCAGCAGGGAUCCUUUGUGUGGCAGAUCAGUGCCAUGGCCUGCGGGAACUGGCCCUAAACUACCACCUGCUAAGUGACGAACUGCUGCUGGCACUGUCCUCGGAGAAGCAUGUGCACCUAGAGCACCUGCGCAUUGAUGUGGUGAGCGAGAACCCAGGCCAGACACAGUUCCACACCAUCAAGAAGAGCAGCUGGGACGCGCUGAUCCGCCACUCACCCAAGGUCAACAUCGUCAUGUACUUCUUCCUGUAUGAGGAAGAGUUCGAGCCUUUCUUUUGUGAGGAGACACCUGUUACCCACCUGUACUUUGGUCGGGCCGUCAGCAAGGAGAUGUUAGGCCGCAUUGGGCUCAAUUGCCCCCGUCUAGUGGAGCUGGUGGUGUGUGCCAACGGGGUGGAGCCGCUGGAUGAGGAGCUGAUCCGCAUUGCAGAGCGCUGCAAGAGCUUGACAGCCAUCGGUCUUGGCGAGUGCGAGGUCACAUGCACUGGGUUCAUCGAGUUUGUCAAAAGGUGCGGUGGGCGACUCAGCCAGCUCUCCAUCAUGGAGGAAGUGCUCAUCCCGGACAACAGCUACAAUCCGGAACAAAUACACAAUGAGGUGUCAAAGUACCUGGGCCGCAUGUGGUUCCCUGACAUGAUGCCGACUUGGUAGACACCACCAGAACUCUGAUUGUCACAUGAGAGUUUUAAAAGACUGUUCCCUUCUAUUAAGGCAUGACCAUAUGUGGUUAAUUUGUAUGUAAAUGGAAAUAAUCAAAUUUACAUGAAGAUGUAAAAAAUAUACACUGAAAACAUUUAAAAAUUCCCUACCAACAGUUAUAUCAUGCCUUCCUGGAUUUAUACUGGAUGCAGUACCUUUUUAUUCAUCACAUGACUUCUGGUAGGAUGGUGUGUACUGCAAAUUAAAGCAGUCAUAUUUGGAAGGAGAUGUUUUAAAAUUUCACAGUUAUGAAUUCUGUGAUCCAUUUAUGGCAUCACUUCUAAAAGUAUAAUGGAGGCAGCUUGAAAGAAACUGAGUUGCUAAGCCAUAGAAUAACAAUAAUAAUAAGUGUUUCAUUAACAUCUCUUGGCUGUUUAUUACCAGAAUUUCAGCAAAUUAACCUUUUUGGAGGAAUUAUAUUGUUUUAGAUAAUCUGUUUAGUCUUAAAAUUGUGCCAGGACCUUAGAGUGUUUGUACAUGUUUGUUGUGUUGUUUCAGUAGUACAGUAUCGGUGGCAAUACUCUCACUGCUCACCUUUCUUGGACGCUUGUAAAGAAUUUUUUAGGGUAGUAAAAUAUAUUUCAUUGAAAGGCAUUUGGAUGUAAUUAAAUGUAUUCUUGUAUUUAAGGGGACAAUAUACAAAUAAAGUGAAUCUACUUAGAAACUUUCACACUUUCAGAGAUUUAAACUUGCCCAUAUGUCCAUUGUGCUGUACUGAAGAAUAAUUACGUUUCUGUGUUACCACAGUUUUUGCAUAAUUACCAUCAUUUAGACAUUUAAAAGUCAUAAUGGCUAAUUUUGAGUUAGACAAACCAGUUUAAAAAAAGUAGUAUCAUAUUUGUGAGUUGAGGACUUACUGCACAUCUGGAGUCAGUUUAUUGGUUUUCUAAAGAAAUGGUAAAGUGGAAGGUAUGAGGAUAGCUGAAGAAACAGAAAAUAUAUAUAUAUUAUUCACUUUAUAUUUUAUGUUUCACUUUUUAUUUCACCCCCUUCCUGUG